Sodiomyces alkalinus F11 is the source of this 887-nucleotide messenger RNA. RefSeq names its product cerato-platanin. The record is from RefSeq and is a predicted model, not a curated record. NCBI's taxonomy places the organism in Eukaryota, Fungi, Ascomycota, Sordariomycetes, Glomerellales, Plectosphaerellaceae. The transcript has 3 exons. The coding region runs from base 356 to 778 and encodes 140 amino acids.
CGAUGCUAGCCUCUGCAGCUCCUUCGCCGAGAGAGGGGGGCGUCUGUAACACAGCAUCGGCACAGCGCAGGAGCCUUUACGCGGACUUCCCAAAACGUCCCAACGAUCGUGAUCACAGGCUCGUUUUGUCUUUCCACUCCUGCACUACCUACGUAUACGAGACUAGGUGUGCUUUUGCUGGAAAAGACCAAUGUCUUUCGUUUUGAGAAACAGUAGCCGCAUAUAUUAAGGCCCCCCUGAUGCUGUUGCUGCGACGGUUUUCCCAGCAGCAGCAUCCAACACCUUUCCUCAGUCGGGCAGCCGUUCGAGAAAAGAACCAGCUAUUCGAAAAGACCAUUGUCUCGCACUAUACACGAUGAAGCUCUCCAAUAUCCUUACCGUCUUCUCCGCCGCUUCCUUGGCUACGGCGGCGUCAGUGUCCUUCGACCGCGGUUACGACGAUGGUAGCCGCUCUCUAGCCUCCGUAAGCUGCUCUGACGGUGAGCAUGGACUCAUCACACGAUACGGUUGGCAAAGACAAGCUCAAGUCGCGGCCUUCCCUUACAUUGGAGGAGCCGAGGCCAUCAAGGGAUGGAACUCGCCCAAUUGCGGAACAUGCUGGAGACUGACUUACAACGACCGCUCCAUCCACGUCCUGGCCAUCGACGUCGCCCUUAAUGGCUUCAACAUCGCCUUCGCCGCCCUGAAUGACCUCACCAAUGGUACUGCUGAGCAUCUGGGUCGCGUGGAGGCAGUUGCUACGCCGGUGACCGCCAGAGCGUGUGGUCUUCUUACAUAACUGACCUCAGGCGCCCCUGGUGACAUGGCUAUUAGUGCAAAAGUCCACUUGACCCAAGGGAAGCUCGAAAUAGAGGCAUCUCGGGAAUCUAAACAUGGAUGUGUGAAGU